Exaiptasia diaphana is the source of this 821-nucleotide messenger RNA. RefSeq lists its product as uncharacterized. The record is from RefSeq and is a predicted model, not a curated record. Lineage: Eukaryota; Metazoa; Cnidaria; Anthozoa; Actiniaria; Aiptasiidae. The transcript has 5 exons. The coding region runs from base 60 to 821 and encodes 253 amino acids.
CACAGCACAUUUUCAAUUUUAGGUCGUGUUCUAGUGAGAAAGAAAAGAAAUAAAACAUCAUGUUGGAUUCAGAGUCGGAGUCGGAGAACGAAAACGAGUCGGAAAACGAGCAAGUUAACAAGGAUCCGCUGAUUAAGCUCAUAGAAAGCAGAGAUAUCGAGAAGAUCAGAAAGACUGUCACACCAUCAGGUUUAGAAAAAUCAGCAGAAAAAUUCAAAGAAAAUCUUUUGGAAUAUUCGCUAAAGGUCAGUCACAAGCUGAAACAAUCAGCAGAUGGUUCUCAUCGCAAAGAUCUGGACAAUCUUGGAAGCAGCGUUGAAGAGUACGCUAGACGUCUUUUAAAAUAUUCGGUUUAUAAACAGUGGAGUCAAGAGAGGGAUUUUAUUGAUUGCAUUGAUCGAAUCACAUAUGCUGCAAUACAUUUUAGAUGUAAAAAGUUUCUUUCAGGCUCAACAACACAGAAUUACUUGAAAAAGCUAUGGAUGUCCAACGAAGAGAUUCUGUACGUCAUUACUUUCAUUUUCCGUCUUGUCACGUGGUCAGUUACGUCACGGAUCAUAGAGAAUGACUGGCUUGUCGGGUCAUCGUGCUUGUAUGGCAUUAACGCCGCUUUGCUAAGUUUGAGRGUCUUUGGACAGACAAUGGAAGUGAAACAAGCAACUGGGACAAAGCAGAUUGCCUURYUSCGCAUAAUCAGUGCCGUUUUUGUGAUCUUYGUACAGAUGGUUGCAGCCAUUUUAGCAUUCUCUUUGAUACUUACAAAAAUAUAUGUCAGUGAUAUCUCAUACGUGGGAAGGAAAACAUCUCAUGGGUUUUCCUGA